AUGCAGAUUGGCGGAUACCUCCGACUCGCUGGUGCGCUGGUGCUUUUGCUUUACCCGAUGAGCAGUCGGAACGCCUUGGAUUUCUUUGUAUCCACAGUAUAUUUCCCGUGCACGACGUGCAAAUGCUGUUUCUGCAUGACAGAAGUCCCACUCAACAAUCUCAGUCAGCAUGACAAGUUUGACGCUCCAAGUUAGCGAAAUUUGUCAUGCAUUUUGUACAUGUACGGGAAAUUUGUAUUGCAUACUUCGACUGCAUGGAGCAUAACGACCAAGAGUCGACGACGCACCGGAUUUUUCGUCAUGUGGCCUGUGGGCAGGACCAGCGAGAUGCUGAUGGCUCGCAGAACGCCCACUCGGAGUACUUCUUUCCGGCGAUCGCCGUUGCGCUCAUGGCGUUGUCUGCGCCGAUCCUCUUCCUGGCGGUGGGGAGUGCGCUACUGCGCUGGAACCUAGGCUCUCUGGCGAGCAACGAAAGACUACUUAGUGCAUGGAGAACAGCGGAGGUGGGCUCCAAAAAUAGACCAGCAGAAAGUGCGGCGGAAAUGCAGAAAAAGAAGUUGCAAUUGGUGGACCACCACAAGGACAACUCAUCAUCUUUUGCAACUGAAACAGGAACAAAAAACGAUGUCACCGCUGCGCAAGUGUCAACAACUCUUUUGGCGCGCAUUGCACAACUUGAGGACUUUUUCGGCUUUGCGUGGGCGCCGUUCCGCAGCGAAUUUUACUGGUGGUGCAUCGUGGUGCUACUCAAGGAUUGCGGCUUUGCACUGUCCGCAAUUCUCUUUCGCGACGGGUACUCGCAAGUCACCUGUGCAACCUCGGUGCUCCUGGUGUACCUCCUCAGCACGCACCUGUUCCGACCCUUUGCCAGCGCGACGGCGAACGCGCAGGAGCUGCUGCUGACCCUCCUCCUCGUGAUUCUGGGGUUCGCCGCGACGGGUGUGGGGCUGGAUUCCGAAGUAAUGUCCACCGGAAUGUCGUCGGCUGCCGGUGGAGGGGAGCAGACAACUACCUUGACGGCGUCGAGUACUGCAUCUUCUACGGGUACUAACAACACCCCAGUUGCUGUUGCGGCCAACAGCAACCAGACAGCAAACACGCAGACCCCGCAGCAAGUACUGGUUGACACGAGUACUAGCGAAAUUGCCACGAAGACCAGCCACACGGUCCUACUCUUCUGGCAGAUCUUGGGCUUGAUUCUGCCCGUCAUGUGCUUCCUGGUUUUGGUGGACGAUCACUUCACUCUUCGGGAGCGAGCCCGUCUGUACUUAUUCCGGCGGAAGCGAAGCAGAUCGGCUGAAGAGGACCAGCCAUCGACGAGACAACAUCGUGUGCGCCAGUUGCUGCAGGAGGUAAACGGAUUCUUCUCGCUGACGAGCAGCACGCCGCAGCAGCACGGGCAGAGAGCGCUGCAACUACAGGAGAUGAAAAAUAAAAAUUGCGAAGAAAUAAACACGAAAAUCACUAAGCAGCAGGGCGUCACUAGCGAUUCCUUGUUGAACAAGAUGCGAGGACCCUUCGCUUCCUGUGAAGAAGACCAGGCUGCUUUAGAGUCUCUCAACCGGUUCGAUGCAGAAGAACUUGCCCAACUGGAGCGGGCCCUGCUGAUAACCAGACGUGUCGCGAAGGGCAGUUCGGGCGGUUACCGACGAGGGGCACAGAACAACGACAACCUUUUACUGCAGGCUAGAAGUAGCAACGAACGGAAUCAAUAUGACGCGAACAGUCUGCGCGUCCUGCACGGCGUCGCGGGACAGAAAGGCGCUGCGGAACAAAGUCGUCAAUCUGCACAGAAGCGCGACCUGUGGUUCGAUUUGAACAGUGGGACCACGAACAAGCAAGCUCCACCGCAAACCAACGCCGAUGGGCUUGACAAAAUGAACGAGAAAGUCGCGCACGUUCUGCGAAAGAUGUCCACUGCAACUAACAAAAGCGACGCGCUUUCUGAGCAAAUCCGGAACAUGAACGGGCGGUGUGCUGGUGGUCCUGCGGACGAAGAGGACAAGUUGCACACCUGUGCUACCGUCGUGCACGAAGACAAGAUCGGCACGUUGCAGCAAGCAGGCUCGACGUUGCAAGAGGAGAAGAGCUUCAAGGAUGAAAAGCUGCCACGGGAAGGGGGGACUAAUGAAGUUUUGCAGCGACAGGAGGAGGUUGCGGCUGAUGCAGAAGGAUUGAAAAAAAGCGAAGGUCAAAGUGCAGACGAACAUCAGAAGGAAGAUGGCCACAGCGUCAACGGGGAGGAGGAAACCAAAAAGUAA
Amoebophrya sp. A120 is the source of this 2261-nucleotide messenger RNA. NCBI's taxonomy places the organism in Eukaryota, Dinophyceae, Syndiniales, Amoebophryaceae. The record is from the annotation of a GenBank genome assembly.